AUGGCUCUCAAGUAUUUGUGUUUAGUGCUGUGCUUGGCGUUGUUCGCGACGAAAGCUCAUGGAUACAAUGAGUAUGUGGCAUACAAAAUAUCAGCUACCUUCUUCGAAGCGUAUCAGCAGUGUCGUCUGUUUGGCGGAUAUUUAGCAUCAAUUGACUCGGCUGCUGAAAAUGCGCGAGCUGUCACCGCCAUCAAAGCUGUUGGAGAUAUAAACAGACAAUGGUACAUUGGAGGCUCCGAUUUGGGUAAAGAGGGUACUUUUGUUUGGGUUGGUUUGAACAAAAGAGCUAGCUACUUAAACUUUGGCCCGUCUGAACCCAACAAUUCCAAUGGAAUAGAGAAUUGUAUCGCAAUAGGAUCAAUAUCAGGUACCCAGUGGAACGAUAUUCCUUGCUCGUUUAAAGCACCAGGGUUCGUGUGUACCUAUGUCCGUCAAUAA
Messenger RNA from Anopheles maculipalpis, 438 nucleotides. RefSeq names its product perlucin-like. The record is from RefSeq and is a predicted model, not a curated record. Gene Ontology annotation, molecular function: signaling receptor activity. NCBI's taxonomy places the organism in Eukaryota, Metazoa, Arthropoda, Insecta, Diptera, Culicidae. Bases 1 to 438 code for a protein of 145 amino acids. The transcript is spliced from 2 exons.